Messenger RNA from Mya arenaria, 546 nucleotides. Its product is annotated as aspartate and serine-rich protein-like. The record is from RefSeq and is a predicted model, not a curated record. The transcript has 2 exons. The coding region runs from base 1 to 546 and encodes 181 amino acids. Lineage: Eukaryota; Metazoa; Mollusca; Bivalvia; Myida; Myidae.
AUGCCGACAACGACACCAAGCCAGCCGAAAACGACACCAAGUCUGACGACAACGACACCAAGCAUGCCGACAACGUCACAAAGCCUGCCGUCAACGACACCAAGCCAGCCGAAAACGACACCAAGUCUGACGACAACGACACCAAGCAUGCCGAUAACGACACCAAGCCUGCCGACAACGACACCAAACAACAACACAAAGCAUGCCGACAACGACACCAAGCAUGCCGAAAACCACACCAAGCCUGCCGACAACGACACCAAGUCUGACGACAACGACACCAAGCAUGCCGACAACGGCACAAAGCCUGCCGUCAACGACACCAAGCCAGCCGAAAACGACACCAAGUCUGACGACAACGACACCAAGCAUGCCGAUAACGACACCAAGUCUGACGACAACGAUACCAAGCAUGCCGAUAACGACACCAAGCCUGCCGACAACAACACAAAGCAUGCCGACAACGACACCAAGCAUGCCGACAACGACACCAAGCCUGCCGACAACGACAUAAAGCCUGUCGCCAAUUUACACCAAGCCUGCUGA